This is a messenger RNA of Penicillium oxalicum, 351 nucleotides long. RefSeq lists its product as uncharacterized. Bases 1 to 351 code for a protein of 116 amino acids. The record is from RefSeq and is a predicted model, not a curated record. NCBI's taxonomy places the organism in Eukaryota, Fungi, Ascomycota, Eurotiomycetes, Eurotiales, Aspergillaceae. The transcript has 3 exons.
AUGGGUGUCAGCUAUAUCGACGUGGAUGAUGACAUGUUGCUCCCAUCCGAGGGACAAGCUUUGGUGCAAGGUGGUUCACAGGAUGACAUCAGGACGCAUACGGUCUUCCCCCGCGAUGCGCAGGUCGAGCUCGGUGAAGAGAGAGAGAGUCUGGUAGAAAGCUACGGCGAGACUUUGCGAUCUGAGAUGCGGCCGCUUCUACAGGAGCGCUGGAGGUCAGAUGCACCAGAGUACAUCUCAGACUGGGCUCAAAGGGAGACUCGACCUGGUGUCUCGAUCUCCUCAGUGAGCCCAAGCGGCGAGACUCUCAGCACUUCAUCCGGAACGGAAAAGAGCCAAGACCCCGCAUAG